AUGGUUGCGUUCACUUACUUGGCCUUGGCCGCCUCGGUCAUCACCAGCGUCUUUGCGUCUCCCAUCGCUAGCCCUGACGCACCUGAUUUCGAGCUGAGCUCCUCCAACCUUGCCCGUCGCCAGGACUACACCCAGAACUACAAGACAAGCGGCAGCAUCAACUUCAGCCCUCGUGCCCAGGACUUUGUAGUUGGCAAAGGCUGGAACACAGGUUCCAAGAGCAGAUCUGUUACCUUCUCUGGCUCAACUUCGGCCAAGAGUGGCACCGUUCUAGUUUCACUGUACGGCUGGGCUACCGGCCCGUUGGUGGAGUACUACGUACAGGAGUACAGCAACGGACAGGGUGCUGCGCAGGGGCAGAAGAUGGGAUCGUUCACAAGCGACGGAUCCGAGUACGACAUCUACAAGCACACGCAGGUCAACCAGCCCUCUAUCCAGGGCACAACUACCUUCACGCAGUACAUUUCCGUGCGCAAGAGCGGUCGCCCUAACGGCGGUACUAUCACCUUCGCCAACCACGUUGCUGCUUGGGAGAAGCACGGCAUGAACCUUGGCACCAUGAAGUAUCAGACCAUUUCCACUGAGGGCUGGGGCAACGCUGCCGGAUCGUCCAAGUACACCGUCUCGGGCAAAUAA
Molecule: messenger RNA, 636 nt
Organism: Colletotrichum spaethianum
Lineage: Eukaryota; Fungi; Ascomycota; Sordariomycetes; Glomerellales; Glomerellaceae
Product: endo-1,4-beta-xylanase 1
Exons: 3
Coding region: 1-636 (211 amino acids)
Biological process (GO): xylan catabolic process
Molecular function (GO): hydrolase activity, hydrolyzing O-glycosyl compounds
Source: RefSeq, a predicted model, not a curated record